Molecule: messenger RNA, 8112 nt
Organism: Siniperca chuatsi (mandarin fish)
Lineage: Eukaryota; Metazoa; Chordata; Actinopteri; Centrarchiformes; Sinipercidae
Gene: slc16a2
Product: solute carrier family 16 member 2
Exons: 8
Coding region: 1046-2731 (561 amino acids)
Biological process (GO): transmembrane transport
Molecular function (GO): thyroid hormone transmembrane transporter activity; monocarboxylic acid transmembrane transporter activity
Source: RefSeq, a predicted model, not a curated record
AUGCAAUUUCUGCUUGAGCCGGUGUUUUUAAUGCUCACUCAGUGUGAAAUUCUCUGACUUUAAUUAUCUCUGCCUGGGGGACUCUCUCUCUCUCACUGCAUCAUGAUGACUUUUUUGUUUGGAAACUGUACAGUUGACCUACAUGUUUAGAAACAAAACAUAGUGAUAAUCAUCGGCAUGGUUGAUUGCCAACAAAACAACGCUUAACGUCGACGAAGUGAAGGGUCAGUUAACUGGGGAGCGCGAGAGAGAAACAGCUGUUUGCACGCGCCUCCCGGCAUCUGUCAGGCUGCGGGACAACAGAGCAGGAGGGUUUCCUUCUAUCUCAUACAAACAGCUGUCUUAACAGCCCAACCUGUAAUAUUUGAUGUCGUUACCAGUCCAGUUCGAGGAGGAAAGUAGGCUGGUGUUGGCGUCAGAUGAGGUUGAAGCUGAGAAAUACUCGGGUCUUUCCGUGAAUCCGAUAAGACACGAAGUUCAAACUCGUCCCAUGUGAAAACUGUAACUGCUCUGAAGCUCCACCAUUGGUCCCAACCGUUCAUCCGCCGGGGAAGGGAGGCGGGGGCGAGCUGCUGAAUGACGGCCGUUGCUCUGUUGACACUCACGAGCCGAGACAACCUUUGGGACCCGCACAGGCCUACCUAUUUCACAUUUACACUGUGUCAAGAUAUCAGAUGAAAGCGGAGGAGCGCCUAAGCAUUUCUUUUAUCACCGGGGGAUGCUGGAGACGGUGUGCGCACUGCGUGACAGGAAGAUACGGUGUCGAGGCUGAGAGGAGGUUUUCACAGGUUGAUCCGUAGGCUAUUUGGCACCGAGCAGGGAAGCCAGCAAAAGUAAAUACAUGGUUUUAGUCUUUAUAGGCUGUUCCUAGACACACGAACUUACAUUUAAAGGAGAAAUAGGCGGUGCUUGCUGUUUCCUGGAAAAAUACAGACCUCCGACUAGAAUGACACAUUUAACGUUUGCAGGUUGGGGUUUAUUCGCUGAAGUUGACGCUCAGACUUCGGCUACAAGCUGCGUGUAGGAGGCUUGUCUACCAGGCAGCAUGGGGAUCAACGGGUUAGACAACCAAGCGCAGCCGUCCAGCGGAGAGUCCCGGACGGAGGAGCCAGCUGCAGAUCCUCAGAUGGAGCAAAGAGAUGCUCCGCAAGAAGCAGACAGGAGCACGGAUGAUCAGGCGGCUGGCAGCGAGUGUAAAAUCGUGCAGAAGGACAGCACCGCGCAGCUGAUCGAGGCCGGGUGCAAGCCGCAACUCUCCCCGGCUUCUGAAUCCGAAGCGGGGAUCGAGGUGGAGAAGCACGGCCACGGAGACGGAUUCGUCCCGCCGGAAGGGGGUUACGGCUGGCUGGUGGUAUUUGCGGCCACCUGGUGCAAUGGAUCGAUCUUCGGGAUCCAAAACUCUUUCGGCAUCCUGCAUAUGAUGCUGGUGAAGGAGCAUGCAAACCCUGACGACAAGACGUCUCAGUUCAAAGUGGCCUGGGUCGGGGCCUUGGCCAUGGGCAUGAUCUUCUUCUGUUCACCUGUGGUCAGCAUGUUCACAGACCGCUUCGGCUGUAGGAAGACAGCUGUCAGCGGUGCAGCGCUGGCUUUUAUAGGGCUGCUCAGUACAUCCUUUGCAAACUCCCUGAGCCUUCGCUAUUUCACAUAUGGCAUACUGUUUGGCUGUGGCUCCUCCUUCGCCUUCCAGCCCUCGUUGGUCAUCCUCGGCCACUACUUCCGCCAGCGCCUGGGCCUGGCCAACGGUGUGGUGACGGCCGGUGCCAGCCUCUUUUCCAUGGGCCUGCCAGUUUUCCUCAACAAGGUGGUGGAACCUCUGGGCCUCAGCAGGACCUUCCAGAUCCUCAGCCUCUUCAUGCUGGUCCAGGCCCUGCUGGCGCUAAUGUUCAAACCUUUACUGCCUGCUGGAGGAGGCAUGGGACCCCCAGGCAACCCCCAAACCCAGCCAGGGGCCACUGCUCAGGGGGGGAGCAGGUGGAGCACGGUCAUGGGUGGGGUCAGGAAGUACUUCAACCUGCGUGUGUUUCACAUCGUGACAUACCGGGUGUGGGCAUUUGGAGUAGCCACAGCUGUACUGGGCUACUUCGUGCCAUAUGUCCAUCUGAUCAACUUUGUGAAUGAGCAGUUCAAGGACACCCAGAAGGAGUGGGUGCUCCUGGUUUGCAUAGGAGCUUCAUCUGGGGUGGGACGCCUUGCUUUCGGCAAGAUCGGAGACCUUAUUCCGGGUCUUCAAAAGAUCUACAUGCAGGUGGUGUCCUUCAUGGCUCUGGGCCUGAUGUCCAUGAUGAUUCCUCAGUGCUUGGUGUUCGAGGGGCUGGUGGUUGUGUGCGUGUUCCUGGGGCUGUGUGACGGCUGCUUCCUCACCACGAUGGCUCCCAUAGCGUUCGAGCUGGUUGGACCCAUGCAGGCCUCGCAGGCCAUAGGCUACCUUCUAGGCCUUAUGGCUCUUCCCAUGACAGCCGGUCCACCUAUCGCUGGUCUCCUACAUGAUUACUUUAAGAACUACACGGUGGCCUUCUCCCUGGCUGGGGUUCCUCCUAUGGUGGGGGGCAUGGUGCUGUUCUUUGUGCCCCUGAUACACCGUAGGCUCCAGCAAGACCAGGCGGCAGCGUCACCAGAGGAGACAUCCACAACUGCCCACAUGCUGCCCACCACCCAACCAGCGGGGGAGCCCAAGAGCUGCUCCAAUGGAGACAUCCUGCCUGGAUAUACUGACGUAGAGACACACAUCUGAGUCGCACCGUACAAAGGGAUUCAGCCCACCAGCAGCUUUUCUCAUCCUUAGAUUGCCCUCCUCCCUGUCAACCAUGGACUUCCUGUUGGCUGACCUUUAACCCUCUCACCCUCCUGGACUCUCAAUGGCAGUUUGUUAUUUUCAUGUGGAGAGAAAUCGAAAAGGGCGCUCUGGCUACAAGCCACAGAGAGGAUGAAAAGAAGGAACAUCAGCGUGGGAUGAUGGAUACGCAUGAGGAGGAUAAGCACAACACAGUCUCAACUAGGAAAUGAAGAGAUUUUAACCGACAGUGGUAGUUUCUGAUUUCACAGCAUUUAACUUGCUACCUUAGCUUUUUGAAGCUGCUUUGUUUUUAGACUCCAUAUAAACACAUUGUUAAGACAAGAGGAAUAUAGAAUAAGAAUUAAUUAAGGGAUAAAUUCACACUUUCUAUAUGUAGUACCUCAUGCAUCUAAUCUUUUAACACAAUGCAUUUUAUUUAUUUUGUGUAGCCGAGACACAAUCUCAUCCUGAGUUAUUUGCAGGUUUGCUUUAUUCCAUUCUACUGUUUUCUGCCGCGACAACUAUAAGAGAAACAUACGUAUCUGUUGUAAAUGUCCCAGGAGGUAACAGACAAUUGUCAGCCACCAGACACAAUCACCUCAACUCACCUGCACAUUGUACGACACUGUACUCACACCCAGGGUCCAAAACUUCAGCAACUACUCUACCAGCUUGCCUGCAUGGGAGACUGAUGUGUGACUGUGGAAGCUGUUGAUUCCACCGACUCAUAUGCCAUGAACCCUAGAGUGUUUGAUUUUUUCACGGUUUUGAUGUGACCUUGCAGCUUGUGGCAGGUUAACUUAUGCAGUAGGGGAAUUAAUGAAACACUACAGUUGAUACAAGGUGUUCUCUUGAGUCUGUACAGCUUUAACUUUCAGCGCUUGUUUUUUCCAAUCACCAAACUCUACUGUUUUUAUUGGCCUUUUAAAGAUUUAGCAGGGUGCUAGACAAAUCCGCAUAAACUGUGUUUGACACGGCUUUGAAAAGAUAAUUCACAAUAGUUUUUUGUAGUUUGCACACUGUAUACUCGUUUAGGUGGAAAGAGUUGGAAUCAGUCCUAACGGGAGAUUGACGGCUGUUGGUAGCACAGAUUUUCGUCAUCUUCAGAAAAGGCAUUUUGUGUCAUUUUAUUCUGAACUUUUCCUAUGUGUGUGUGUUUGUGUGUGUGUGUGUGUGUGUGUGUGUGUGUGUAGAGGCAGUUGUGUAAUAUGAAACUACUAUGUUACAAUCUGUUGAUGAGAGGGGACUACUGAGAUUAAAACUGCCAAAUGGCCUGAGCCCUCAUCAGGCCAUCUCACAGAUAAUCCAAUCAAUUUGCUGCUUUAGUUUAGCUUUGUGUCAUGAGAGCGACGCUCACUGUGUUGGCAGUAAUUAAACAAAACGUCACUUCCUCAUUGAGAUAUUUCCUCAAUAGGACAGUUUGCAGUUAUGUUCUGUUUCUUAGACAUUUAGACCACUUAUCUCUGCAGUCUUAGAUUACAAGUUCUCUUGAACAAUGAACUUUAGUGAACAGAUGUGAAGUAGAGCGGCAAUUACUGACUGUUUGAGUUACACUCUGUGGUUAUAUGCAUGACUGAAUAGCAGAGAGGGGAAUUGGUACAAAGUAAGGAAGGAAAUGCUCUGGUGUUCAGGUGGUAUUCCUUUCUGUCAAUCCCCCUCUUUGCUUUCACUGCCAUUAUUCAGUUGGCUUCUGUGUUCCACUUUAGAGCCUAAAAGCUACACAAACCUCACUGCUGAGUGUAGUUUUUGGGGGGUAACGCUAUAGGAGAAACAGUUCUGAAUAGGAAACAUACACCUAUACCUCAGUAAUCAAACAAUCCUCAGCAAUCCAGUUGAACACCUUGACAUUCUUCAUUUCUUUAUGUCACUGUUCUGUGUAGUGGUUUGUUGUUGCAAUCUGAACUGGUUCUCAGAGCCACAAAGCUGCCAAACGCCUGUUUUCAAUCAACUGAUUGCUUCCUCUGAACACCUCAUUAGUGUCUGUUUAGGUACCACAAAAAUGUGGACAUGUCAAACUUCCAUUCCCACAUAAUCUAACAGUUUAGAGAUGUAUCUUUCCUCCUUAUUUUGCCUACAUAUCUAUUUGCUCAUUUGUUUUUGAUCCUCACCAUUCCUGCUCUCUCUCACGUCUACCUACACAUUAUCAUUAGCUUCUCUUUAUCACAUCCUCAUUUCUCUGUCUGUGAUCGAAGAAAUGCAGUGAUAUACUGUAAAUGUCUAUCCUUAACUAAAGAGAAAAGAGACACUAAAUCAUAAGCAGCGGAGCUCCAUACAGUGGUUAAAGCUUGUUUGAAAGCAAAAACAUGGGCCUGUAGUUUGACUAAGGUGGUGUUGCAUUUUCUUGGGAGUGCAAACAGCUGUUGACGCUAUUUGCAGCUGCCGCCAGCAAACACAAAUACCAGCCAUGUCAGCUGACCGGUAUCAUAAAUCAUCAUCACAGUUUAACUUGAUAAUAUUAUUUCAGAUCAAUCAAGUUUGAGUUAAAUUUUACGAUUCAUCAGCCUCCAAAGACAACAAAUCACAUGAACCUGAACAUGAAGCUCCUGCACAGUAAUCUGACUGAGCCUAACUCAGUCUUAAAAAUAAGGAGACAUCUCUUCGUCACUUUCCAAGUGACUCAUUUUACAGUAUUUUGUUUCUAAAGUGCUUUAUUUAACCAAAUCAGUAUCUUCCUGCCUAAUAAAUAAUGGUUAACUGUGAAAUGUAUUUAAUUAAUUUAUUUAAUUUUUUUGUGUUAUGAAGGUUGCAGGAGAUCUGAACAGAACUGCAUGUAAAAUCAGUAACCCGUAGCCCCAAUAGCUGAUUUUCAGUUUGGACAGCAUCCACCCACAAUGCAAAGAUGACGUUUUUACAGAAAUGAAAUAAAGAGGCAACAUUUGUUAAUAAGUUCAUACUUUGCUGGUUUGCACAGCACUGACUUGAAAUUCUGUUACCGUUUCACUGAAAAAACAGUGCAGAGUGUUACUGACAAGUUGCACUAGUUUACUGCUGUCAACUAGAGGCCCAUGUCACUGAAGUCCCACAAUGUGGCAAAUGAAUGAGUGAAUGAAAACUACAACAGAGGGCUUACCUUCUGGCAGCCAUGUUGGAGGACCUCAGCCUUUUGGUUAACAACGGCUUUCUAUGCACAAAACGUAUCCAACGUACAAAAUAUACUAGAAUUGUUUAGCUUUUGUGUUUUUUUUUGACGGUGAACUCAAUGUCAUCACCUUGUUAGCUAGCAGCUUAACAUCACUGUUGUUUUCUAAAACAUAGUUUUGAAGAAGAGACAAAAGUGAGACAUUUGAGUCACAGCAGUAACUUUAAUUUGAAAAUAAAUCUGCCUUACAGUUACCGAACAGCCAGUGGCCCAGCUGUGAUACACCAGAACUAGAUUUGACCAGAGUUGCAAAGUCUGUAUAGUGAAUUAUUCAGAUCUUAGCAUGACUUUUUACUCAUUAUUUUUCUUUUUUUGUUUUCAGUAUAGUCAUUGUCAAUCCUGGAUCUUUCUUAACUUGAUUUCACCCGAGUCAGACUCACCCAGUUUCUGGUCAGAACCUGGCUGCUUGUAACUGACAUGUAUCAACAUAUGUACUUUAUAUACUCUGUAAUGGUUUUUAAUUAACCAUAAACUGUUUUAUUGUGUUUGUUUUUUAUAAUUGAUGUUUAUGUGUUUUUAGUGAUACAUUUCAAUGACUACUGGAAAAAGAACUGUUGAGUUGGUUUAUCUGUUCAGAGUUGAAAUAAUAUAUAAAAGUAAUGGAGCUGAAUCAAUGAAGAAUGACACAGUACAUCUAAAUGGUUACAUGGUGCUUGCUGAACCAGUGUUUGGCUUGCCAAAUUCUUUUCGUCUAUGCAGCAUCACUGGGCUCGUGGUCCACUUCCUCUGACCGGUUCACUUUCUGCAGUCUGAACAAGUCAAACUCUAAACGAUGAAUGUUUACUUGGACUCCAAGUUUGCGUUUGUCUCCUGCAGCUGUAGCCUGCAGCAGUGUCAGAUACAGCUAAACCUACAGUAGAGCCCCCUAUCUGAAAUAUAAACUACUAACACUACUACUGUGAAUGGUUUACUUCAUGUUUCUAAGACUUUUCUUUACAAUUUGAAAGGUUUUGAGCUGUUGCUGUUUUCCCUGACAGUCAAAAUUGUGAGAACUUCUUUGCUUUUCUUUACCUAUUGGUAAUUGCCUGUGGCAUACAGUUUGUAGGUCAGAGCUACAGAGAGGCACAUUCGACAUACCAGGCUGCACAUAAAUAUUAUAUUAACUCUUCUUCUUCUUACAAAUGGCAAGAUGAAGCUAGCAGGCACUAUUUAGUCUCUUGGUAGUUGCAUUCUUCCAAAACCAGUGCAAAGCAGGACAAAUGAACUAAAAUCAACAUCUUUAUACAGCAUGUAUUAUCAGUUACUGUGUCAUAUUUACUUAUUUAAUCAGUUUGUAAUUUUAUUCAACUCUGGCUUCAUUUCAUUUAGCAUUUGCUCAAAUUUGCUGCUGAUAUUGGUUAGUUGCCAGAAAACAGAACCUGGCCUCUCAGUCUAAUCUCAUUAGACAUUUCCUCUGCCAGAAAAAACACCUGACUUGAAGUUAGUCCAAGCUAUUGCAAUGUUGAGCCUUGUUAUUCUACUCUACUCCUGAAACCAUGCAAACAAUAUGUGAAACAGAAUCGCUGAAGGUCUAUGUAUCAUGAAGCUGAGCCGUGAUUUGCAAAAUGUCAACACCUCACAGACUGCCAUGGACCAAAUCCCGCAAGAAUCCUUUUUCAGUGCUGUUGCCAGUACCAAUCAUCAUUUGUAAUCUGUGUGAAGAAAAUGUUUUUAUUGCUUUUAGUCACACCUGAAUAAUGUAUAGACCUUCAUAUGCCCCAUAUGUUGUAGAAACCGUGUAUUAUUCAUGCAUAAUUUUCAUAAUCUUGAGUGUAGGCAUCAUGUUUUCACAGCUAUAAAUACUCCAGCUUUUUCUGGUGAUAUAUAUUCUCAUUUAUGUCUGUAUGGUCUCAAGGCAACACUCGGCCCAGGCCUUCCCACAGCCUUACAUGUUGAAAUAUGAGUAAUAUUUCAGUGCGGGGCUCUGCUAAACUUUCCUUCUCUAACCUCCAGUAAGGUUGCUGCAGUUAAACCUCUAUUGCCUGUCUGCACUUCUUAAAGCUGUCAGCCUCUGUCCUCCCUACACAAGCUAUACCUUUUUAUACAAAUAGUUUAGUCAUUUUACUAAACAAGGCCAGUGAGGCCGCAAGAUCUGAAAUUAAGUCAUGCUGCUAGAAAAAUUCAUGUAAUUUUUUGUUUUUGUCGAAGUAAUUUUGAAUCUGUAUCAAAAGAGGCACAUUUUUUCUAUUAAACCAACAAUAAAGAUGUAAUAUGAAAACAA